AUCAUCAACGGUCUUGUAUCACCAAAACAACCGAAAUCCAAAAUUCAUCUUUAACGGAAUAAUCAUUGCCAAAAAUUUCCCUUCUUCUUUCCCCCUCAAUCAAAUUUAAACUUCAAAUCAUUUCUAUCUUUUCGUCUUUUUGGAUCCACAUUCUUCUCAAUUUCCCAAUUUCAACUUCCAUUACUUGAACAACAAUGGAGGACCACAGUCAAUGGCAUGAUCCACUCCUUCUCACUGACGUUUCUCGACAACAACAAACCCUAAUUUUAUCUCAUGACAUUUCAUCAACUAAUUCAGAUUCUCAAUCAAUAGAGAUGAGAAAUUCAGAAGGAACCUCUGGAUUGCAUCAAAGCUUGGAAAUUGUUAGUCCACAGCUCUUCACCGGUCCAAGCACAGGUGAUACUAGCAAUGGUCGGUCAAUGUUGGGGUUUUCUCUAAUUGCGCCUGAUUUGGUUGUAUGUGGUAGUUCACCUGAUAUUCCGAAACAGAGUUCUGCUGCGGAGAGGGCUGCCUCCAUUGUGCUAUCUCUAGAGGAAGGCAUAAAUGGACUUGAAGCAGAUGCUUCCCGUGGUAGUCCUGACUCUUCAAACUUUUCGUCGUUUUGGCACUCAGCUGAUGAUAUAUACGGGUCUGAGGUGACGGGAGGUUUCAAGAAUUUGCAAGGAGACCAUGAUGAUCAAAAGAAGCAACUACUUGAAGCAAGGAUAGUUAUAGAAGAGCUUAAAAAAGAGAAUGAAUUCAAGAGUAAUGAGUGCCAAAAAGCCUUAAAUUCCCUACAUGAACUCCAAAGCGAGCUCAUGCGCAAGUCAAUGCAUGUUGGUUCAUUAGCGUUUGCGGUUGAGGGACAAGUAAAAGAAAAGAGCAAAUGGCUCUCCUCCUUGAGUGGCUUAAAGAGACAAUUAAAGAUUUUGAAAUUGGAUCAAAUCAAACUAUCAGAGGAGGCCUUGAAGUAUAAGGAUUGCCUUGGAGAUAUGGAUGGUUUAAGAUCUAUAAUGCAAGCUUCAUUAGCUGAACAGGUUUCAUAUCAUGAUGAGCUGAAGAUGAAAGUCAGUGAGGGCGAAAAGAAAAGAAAAGAACUUUAUAACAAAGUUCUGGAGUUGAAAGGUAAUAUACGUGUUUUCUGUCGCUGCAGACCUUUGAACCUGGAGGAAAUAGCCACGGGAGACAAGGCAGCCAUUGAUUUUGAAUCUGCUAGAGAUGGAGAACUCACCAUCAGGUCAAAUGGUUUUCCACGAAAGACAUUCAAGUUUGAUGCUGUAUUUGGUCCGCAAGCUGACCAAGCUGAUGUAUUUGAGGAUACUGCACCAUUUGCAACCUCAGUUUUAGAUGGAUACAAUGUUUGUAUUUUUGCUUACGGGCAGACUGGAACUGGGAAGACAUUUACAAUGGAGGGCACGAAGGAUGAUCGUGGUGUCAAUUACAGGACUCUUUCUGAGUUGUUUCAUAUUAUGAGCGAGAGACAGAAGAUAUUUCGGUAUGAAAUAUGUGUCAGUGUCUUGGAAGUUUAUAAUGAGCAAAUAAGAGACCUGUUAGCCUCUGGAACUCAGCCUACUGUAGCUUCAAAGAGGCUUGAGAUAAGGCAGGCCAGCGAAGGAGUGCUUCAUGUUCCUGGAUUGAUUGAAGCACAUGUAAGCAACAUUAGUGAGGCUUGGGAUGUUCUACAAACUGGAAGUAAUGCGAGGGCAGUUGGCUCUACUAAUGCAAAUGAGCACAGUAGCCGGUCUCAUUGCAUUCACUGUGUGAUGGUAAAGGGGGAGAAUUUGCUGAAUGGGGAAUUUACUAGAAGCAAGUUGUGGUUGGUUGAUCUAGCGGGUAGUGAACGGAUAGCUAAGACUGAAGCCCAAGGAGAACGACUGAAGGAAGCACAAAAUAUUAAUAGAUCUCUUUCAGCUCUUGGGGAUGUCAUAUCUGCUCUGGCAAACAAAAGUGCAUACAUACCAUUUAGGAACUCUAAGCUGACCCACCUACUUCAGGAUUCUCUAGGAGGAGACUCUAAGGCACUUAUGUUUUUACAAAUCAGUCCCAAUGAAAAUGAUUUAAGUGAGACUAUUUGCUCUCUUAACUUUGCUAGCAGGGUAAAGGGAGUAGAGCUAGGUCCAGCAAAGAAGCAAUUGGAUAACACCGAGUUUAUGAGAUACAAGCAAUUGGUUGAGAAGACCAAACAAGAGGCAAAGUUGAAGGAUCUGCAAAUUAAGAAGAUGGAGGAAACUGUUCACAAUUUGGAGUCGAAGGUAAAAGACAAGGACCAGAAAAACAAGAACCUGCAAGAGAAGGUGAAGGAACUUGAGGCACAACUUUUGGUAGAGAGAAAGUUGGCACGGCAACAUGUAGACACAAAAAUAGCUGAGCAGCAGCAACAACAAAUGCGGCAACAAUUAGAAGACCAAAAUAGUGCACCAACAAGGCAUCCAUUGGCAGCUAAAACACUGGGAACUCUGAAUGACCUUACAAGCGAUUUACCACGUAUAAUUUCUGAUCACAACAACCAGAUUUGCCCAUCAUCUUUUCUUUUAUCAUCGGAGAAAGAAAAUUAUCCUGAAACAGCUGAGUUACUUGUUCAACUGCCAAAGAGAACGGGCAGAGCUUCCCUUUGCCCGACAACACAGAGGAUUCCUAUAGCAUCAAAUCCAAGGCGAAACUCUCUGAUUCCACUACCAAUGACGGUCCACCAUGUUCCAAUGUUGCCAUUUCCACCUUUAGAAGACGAGAGGGAUGAGGUAGAGAAUUCAUUAGAGGCAGCUAUAUGCAGUCCUAUAUCUUCAAAGAAGAAGUUAAAUAGUGUAGUGAGGCGAAGUGUUCAGAAAAAGACAAAAUCCCCCUUUCAGCAACAACUUAAGAAAGGAGGAGUGAAUGUAGGAGUUGACAAGGUUAGAGUAUCGAUUGGAAGUCGAGGUAGAAUGGGGCAAAGGGUGUUAUUGGGGAAUGCUAGAAGAGUGGUUACAAGGGAAGCUAAGAAGCAGACUCAAAAGGACAAGGAGAGGGGAUGGAACUUCUGAAUGCUUUAAUCUUUAUUCAUUAAAUUUGUUUGUUGAUGAUGCUUGUCAUCUUAAGUUGAUUUUGUGUAUAUAAAAACAUGGUAUUCAUUUGAGUUCACUCCAAGCUUUUCAUCUCA
Molecule: messenger RNA, 3112 nt
Organism: Spinacia oleracea (spinach)
Lineage: Eukaryota; Viridiplantae; Streptophyta; Magnoliopsida; Caryophyllales; Amaranthaceae
Product: kinesin-like protein KIN-14Q
Exons: 16
Coding region: 195-2996 (933 amino acids)
Biological process (GO): microtubule-based movement
Cellular component (GO): microtubule cytoskeleton
Molecular function (GO): ATP binding; microtubule binding; microtubule motor activity
Source: RefSeq, a predicted model, not a curated record